Messenger RNA from Microplitis mediator, 1398 nucleotides. RefSeq names its product tolloid-like protein 2. The record is from RefSeq and is a predicted model, not a curated record. The transcript is spliced from 6 exons. Gene Ontology annotation, molecular function: zinc ion binding; metalloendopeptidase activity. The coding region runs from base 1 to 1398 and encodes 465 amino acids. Lineage: Eukaryota; Metazoa; Arthropoda; Insecta; Hymenoptera; Braconidae. Gene Ontology annotation, biological process: proteolysis.
AUGACAACUGUCAAUAAAAUUGAAUUUCGUAAAACAGUAGAAUGUAAAGGUGAGCUUGAAGUAAUUGAUGAAAUAAGCGAAUUUGGAAAAAACCAAACGACAAACAAAGACCGUAGAUCUCAUGCGGUAAAAACAAAGGAUAGACUUUGGGAUGGAGGUAUUAUUCCGUAUGAAAUUGAUAAAGUUUUCACUCUUGCACAGUAUCAAUUGAUAAGGCAAGCUAUGCAACUCUGGGAGAGAUCAACGUGUAUUCAAUUUGUGCCAAGAAUCGAAGGCGUGCAUAAAGAUUAUACACUUAUCACUAAAGAAUACUGCGGAUGUUGUUCGGUUGUAGGCAAAAACUCUGACGAAGAGCAAUUUAUUAGUUUGCACGAUGAAUGUAUGGAUCGUUAUACUCUUCUUCAUGAGCUGGGACAUACAAUUGGACUAUAUCAUGAGCACACGCGUUCGGAUCGUGAUGAAUAUGUGAACAUUUUUAGAGCUAAUAUUAUGUCAGGUGUCGAAUCUCAGUUCGAGAAAAUAUCAGAAAACGACUCAACCACUCUGGGACAACCAUAUGAUUAUCGUUCUAUAAUGCAUUAUCCGGAAACAGCUGCAGCGAAAGAUUCUUCUUCGGACACAAUAAAUCCGUCGAGAAUAAUUAACGGUGAAUGGCCGGUACUUGGUGGAGAUGAUCUGAGCCGAGGUGAUGUUGUGACAACAAAUCUUCUUUAUCGUUGUCCCGAGUGCGGUGGAACUUUUUCGAAUCCUAAAGGAACUUUCAGUCCACCAAUUGAACUAAUGUAUUCACAACCGAAUCUUACACGCUGCGAAUGGACAAUUAGAGCACCUGAAGGUCACAGAAUAAAACUUUUAAUCACAGUACUGAGUAUUCCUGAAAGCUCUGGCUGUUCAACGGAUUAUCUGGAAAUUCGCUAUAACCGGGAAAGUAAUGAUGUCAUAGCUAAUACGAAUAUUUUAAAAAUUGUAUUGGUUUACACUCAGUACAAUGAAAGUCCCGUUGAUUUCAUAAUCGAAUAUGAGGCGAUGUGCGGUAAAAAUUUUUAUGUUGGAACUAAUGAAACAUUUUACUUGCAGUCACCAAAUUAUCCGGGACCAUAUGUAGCAAAUAAAGAGUGCUAUUGGUAUAUUACUGCCCCCGAGCAUUACAGUAUAUCACUAGAUUUUCAUCACUUCGAUAUUGAAGAAUCAACUGAUUGUAAUAAGUAUGAUUACUUGGAGGUACGUGACGGUGAUAAUUAUAGAGCACCGCUUAUUGGAACUUAUUGCGGGAAACACGAUAAUUUGACGAUAUCUUCGAUAGGACGAUUUAUGUUUCUUAGAUUUAUUCCUGAUGAAUCACUAAAUAGAAACGGUUUUUCUACUGCUAUUACAGCACGAAAAAUGAAAAUGCAUUAA